Messenger RNA from Herpailurus yagouaroundi (jaguarundi), 4428 nucleotides. RefSeq names its product WWC family member 3 (gene WWC3). Gene Ontology annotation, molecular function: molecular adaptor activity; kinase binding. Gene Ontology annotation, biological process: regulation of hippo signaling; negative regulation of organ growth; cell migration. Gene Ontology annotation, cellular component: cytoplasm. The annotation marks the transcript as partial. The record is from RefSeq and is a predicted model, not a curated record. NCBI's taxonomy places the organism in Eukaryota, Metazoa, Chordata, Mammalia, Carnivora, Felidae. The transcript has 23 exons.
GUCUUCUACAUCGACCACAACACGCGCCAGACGUCGUGGAUCGACCCGCGCGACCGGAUAACAAAGCCAUUGACCUUUGCCGAUUGUGUUGGGGAUGAACUUCCUUUAGGAUGGGAAACUGUAUAUGAUAAGCAAAUUGGAAUUUAUUACAUGGACCACAUAAAUAAGCUUACCCAGAUUGAGGAUCCCAGAGAACAGUGGAGGCGAGAGCAGGAACGGAUGCUGAAGGAGUAUUUGAUCGUGGCCCAGGAGGCUCUCAAUGCCAAGAAAGAAAUCUACCAGAUUAAGCAGCAGCGGUUCGAGCUGGCCCAGGAGGAAUACCAGCAGCUGCACAAAAUGUGUGAGGACGACAGCCGCUCGUACGCUAGCUCCUUCUCUGGAUAUUCAACAAAUACAAAGUACGACCCAUACCAAAUUAAAGCAGAAAUAGCAAGUCGUCGGGAUAGGCUUUCCAGAUUAAAACGAGAGCUGACCCAGAUGAAGCAAGAACUGCAGUACAAGGAAAAGGGGGUGGAGACCUUGCAAGAGAUUGAUCGUAAGAUGUCAAGCACUCACACCAACUACAAGCUGGAUGAGGCACAGGCCAUAAUGAGUGAGCUCCGGACCAUCAAGAAAGCCAUUUGCACAGGCGAGAAGGAGAGGCGGGACCUGAUGCAGAGCCUGGCCAAGCUGACCGACGGCUUCAGGAAUAGCUUUUCUCUCACCGACCCUCUGCCGGAGCUCCCUCACAAUCCAGGUGUGCUUGGCGAUUCUUUACCUCACCAGUUCUGCGACGCUGGGUCUCAGACCGACAUCGUUGGAGAGUUUGUCUUUGAUGAUAAGACAAGACUUGUAGACCGAGUCAGGCUUAAUUGGCAGUAUGAGGAAGCCAGAAAGAGGGUGUCGACCAUCCAGCAGCAGCUGGCCCAGCUUGACAACGAGUCCUGGCCGGGUUUGGCCGAGGCCGACAGGGACCGGCUGCAGCUCAUCAAGGAGAAAGAGGCCCUGCUUCAGGAGCUGCAGCUCAUCGUUCAGCAGCGGAGGCCGGUGGAAGACGUGGCCCGGCUGGAGGAGGAGCGGAGGCGCCUGGAGGAGGAGAUCCAGCGCGCGCGGGCCACGUCCGUGCAGGGCGCCACGGAAAGGAUUCUCCUUCAGGAAAAAAGAAACUGUCUGCUUACGCAGCUAGAAGAGGCUACCCGCCUAGCGUCCUAUCUCCAGUCCCAGUUAAAAAGCCUGUCUGCCAGCACCCUGACCGUGUCUUCGGGGAGCAGCCGCGGGUCCCUGGCCUCCAGCCGGGGCUCGCUCGCCUCCAGCCGCGGUUCCCUGAGCUCCGUCAGCUUCACGGACAUCUACGGCCUCCCGCAGUACGAGAGGCCGGACGCCGAGUGUGGCCAGCUUCUGCGCUUCGACCUCAUCCCCUUCGACUCCCUGGGACGAGACGCCCCCUUCUUCGAGCCCCCGGGCCCCUCGGGCUUCCACAGGCAGAGGCGCUCCCUGGACACGCCGCAGUCCUUGGCGUCGCUGUCCUCCCGCUCCUCCCUGUCCUCUCUGUCGCCCCCGAGCUCGCCCUUGGACACGCCCUUCCUCCCGGCCUCGCGCGACUCGCCCCUGGCCCAGCUGGGGGACAGUCUCGAGGUGCCCGGCCUGGGCGCGCUCGACAGACUGCGGGCUCAGGCCUCGGCUUUGGGGGACGAAGACUCGCAGGGCACGGCGUCCCUCCAGCCGCACGGCUUCCCCGGAGACGGGGAAGGACCUCGCGAGCGAGGACCCCAAGCGGCUGCCGCUCCCGUGGGCGCAACGGUGACUCUUCGAGAGGACAGUGCCACGAGGUUGGAGAGGAGAGCACGCCAUGUGUCUGCAUGCCUGUCCGAUUAUUCACUGGCGAGCGAUAGCGGAGUAUUUGAGCCUCCAACCAAAAGGAGUGAAGAUACCGAGGAGUCUGCACAUGGAGACGCUUGUGGUAACGAAGGGCCCCAGAUCCACGUUGGAUUCUUGCUCGACACUGCCAGCGAAUGUCUUCUCGUGAAUGUGUUCCAACUAAAGAAUUUUGCGGGGCUGGUCAUGAAGGAGGACUGCAAAGUACACAUCCGAGUCUAUUUGCCACCGAUCGACUCCGGCACACCAAACACUUACUGCUCUAAGGCUCUGGCAUUCCAGGCCCCCCUGGUAUUUAAUGAAAUUUUCAGAAUCCCUGUGCAUUCAAGCAUGUUGACGUUGAAGUCACUUCAAUUAUAUGUGUGUUCAGUGAAUCAGCAGCUGCAGGAGGAACUGCUGGGCAUCGCUCAGAUCAACUUGGCCGACUACGACGGGUCCGGCGAGAUGCAGCUGCGCUGGUACGCGGUGCAGGUGUUCGGCAGCUGCGGGCCGCCCGGGCCGGGCGCCGCCGCCAGGGACCCCGCGCUGGCCGUCGCCGGGAAGACGGACGCGGUGACGGCGCUGCUGGCCAGGACCACUGCCCAGCUGCAGGCCGUGGAGCGUGAGCUGGCCGAGGAGCGCGUGAAGCUGGAGUACACGGAGGACGAGAUCCUCGAGAUGGAGCGGAAGGAGGAGCUGGCCGAGGCCGUGUCCGAGAGGAGCUGGCAGGCCGACUCGGUGGACAGCGGCUGCAGCAGCUGCGCCCAGACCAGCCCCCCGCACCCCGAGCCCUGUUGCGUCGGCGCCGACCCCAUCCGUGGACACACGUUUGCCGGCCAGGCAGACCCUUACAGCCCCGAGAAGUUUCAGCCUCCGCCUCGUAAGGUUGAUAAAGAAACCAACACAGAAGAUGUCUUCCCAGAAGAAGUCGCGAGUCUCCCGAAGGAGAGGCCCGGCCGCAGGGCCCGGGGGUCGCCUUUUGUCCGGAGUAGCACAAUUGUCCGUUCGCAGACCUUCUCCCCCGGAGCACGAAGCCAGUAUGUUUGCAGACUUUAUCGGAGUGACAGCGACAGUUCGACCCUGCCCCGGAAGUCCCCCUUUGUCCGAAACACCUUGGAAAGACGAACCCUUCGCUAUAAGCAGCCCUGCAGGGCCUCCCUGGCCGAGCUCAUGGCCCGCACGUCCCUGGACCUGGAGCUGGAUCUCCAGGCCUCGAGAACGCGGCAGCGGCAGCUGAACGAGGAGAUCUGUGCCCUGCGUGAGCUGAGGCAGCGGUUGGAGGAUGCGCAGCUCCGAGGCCAGACCGACCUCCCGCACUGGGUGCUGCGCGACGAGCGGUUCCGGAGCCUGCUAAAGGAAGCCGAGAGGCAGACGAGACAGACCAAACUUGACUUCCAUCAAGAACAGGCAGCUGAGAAGAUGCUGAGGAAGGCCUCCAAGGGGGUCUGCCAGCUGCGAGGGCAGAACCACAAAGAGCCCGUCCAGGUGCAGACCUUCAGGGAGAAGAUAGCAUUUUUCACAAGACCAAGGAUUAACAUACCUCCUCUGCCUGCCGACGAUGUUUGAUACAGUGCUUUGUACACAUGAAGUAUUUAUCUGCCUGUUUUAUUUUCAUGAAGUUCUUAGGCUAGCUACAUUUGUCUUUAAAAUAUUUGUGCAAAGCUAUUAAUAUACACCUUUUGUAAAAAAAAAAAAAACCCCACAUCUAUAUCUAUACAUAUAUAUUUUAUAAUAGUGACGGCAACAGGGCUUGGCUUUCCCUCGUUGUGAAAUUGACAUCUCUGAAGACAGGUUAUUUUAUAAAAGAUCAACUAUCAUGUUAAGAGUGUACAGUUUUUACGCUGUUUUAUUUGACUUAAAGGCUGGAAGACAGAAACAAAGUGAGUUCAGGCAAAUUCACUGUAUUGUAAUUUAUUUAUAGUACUUUUUUUUUUUUUUCCUUGAAGGAAAAUACUGACGUUCAGAUGUAUUUUAAGACUAAAAUUGUGUGCUUCAGUAUUUGUCAUGCAGUAGAACGGAACUUUGGGGCCGGUUUUGUUUCUGACACCCAAAACGCAAACACUCUGUGCUCAAUCCAUCGCUUGUAGCCGUCUCUCGCGUGUCUUCACCGUGCCCGGCGUGCACGCUGCGGUGGCCCAGGGCCGGGUCACAUGCCGUGCGGGCACCGCAGAGCUGUCUCCCGUGCGCAGUGCGCGCCACGAGCCUCCCGUCCUGCCGUCUCUCCGCGCAUCCCCGUGCGUCCCCCCGUGAGUCUGAUGCGGGCCCCGAGCCCCGGCAUCCUGGCCUCUAGCCUGCCUGUCCGUGGUGGCUGCCCGUGGUGGCUGUCCGCAGGCAGCCCCGCCUUCUGAGUCCGCUCCCCCUGACCUUGGCCUCCAAGGCGGUUGUGGAGCUCCUGCGCUACCACCGUGCCGCGAAGGGAAGUGACGGGAACCGGGAACGCGCGUGUUCGCAGACUCCGUGAAUCCACGGAUGGACGUAUCGGUUAUGACGUAGAAGUGGUGGCCUUGGAAGGCGCUUUUUUGUGGAAGGAAGUGUGUGUGGGUAACGACGAUUACCCAGUGGGUCUCUUACAGGAGAGUAUUGGAUUUAAAUCAA